AUGGCUUAUUGUCUCUCUCGUGUCCUCUUCUUUGCUUUAGUUUUGAUAUGUUCGUCGGAGGAAAGUUAUUCAUUCUCUUUCGGAUGGCGGUCGCCCACUUCUUCCUCCGAUGAAACCAAUACCAAAACUAAUAAUGAUCAUAUGAGUUAUAAAAAAUCUGAUUCACCGAGUGGGGUUGCAUUAUUCUCAAUGGAACCUCUGAAUGAACCCAACGGAAUUAAGUUGGUCGAAGAUGCAAAACAGUAUCUAGACAGUCCGAAUUCUUGUUGGCGAAAUGCUUAUAGGAGUCUUUUUGCUACAUGCCCUGCAAUCCUCUCGGACAACGAGAAGAAAUCUAGACUUGCAUGGGAGUUAAGUGAUUGUUUUCAAACGGGUUCUGGUCGUCCUUUUCCUAAGUGUAAUUCUCGCGCUAAGAUGCAGACAUGUUGCAAGAAAUUGGACGAUUCAGCGCAUAAAAUAUACCAUGGAUAUUAUCUUAAAACAGAUUCGAUAUGUCAUCAAUUACAGGCGGACGCAUUUAAGUAUGAAACAGAAAGACUUGUGAAUGGCUUGAAGAAAUCUGCAGAAUUGGCAGAGGAAAAAUUAGAAAACAUCCAAGACAAAUCUGAAACUCUUGUGCAAAAAUCAGAUGAAAUUUAUAAGUCGAUAACAUCCUUAGAUCGACAAACACAACUAGUAGCCGAGACUACAAAAACAGUUCAAAACCAGAUGGAUGUUCAAUUAAAACAUUCGAACAUUGUUUUGGAAAAAUCAAAGGAAAUUGUAGCAUCUCAAUUAAAUUUACUAGAAGGACAGUCAGAUAUGAGAACAGUGAUGGCAAUGCUUCAUGAAUCUCAUGAGAACUUAAGCCAUAAUGUUGACAAACUAAAAAAUGAGGCUGUAGAAAUAGGAAAAGAAAUUAAUCAAGUUAGCAAUUCAAUGUCCACAAAAAUGGAAAAUCUUCAAAACAAAGCUGAUGAUGUUGGAAAUGCCGUAGAGAUUUCUUUAGAUAAACAAAAACAACUUCUAGACGGACAGUCUACGGCACUUGAGCGGCUUAAAUUCCAAUCUCAAGCGCUGAAAGAAAGCGGGGCUACUUUGCAAACACUAGCUGAUUUUAGUCGUCACCAGCAAGAACAACUCUUGAAAGGCCAAGAACAACUUCGACUUGCUCAGGAUCAAAUAGUCGAAGAAUCAAAAUCCAUAUUGGCAGCUCAGGAAGCAUUCAGCGCGAAACAGGCUAACAUGCUUUUGGAGCUGGACAGACACUUUACCUUGAUUAACCGUAUUUUGCUUGAUACAGGUUUAAUAAAAGCUUGUCUGUUUUACCCAUUUGUGCUCUUUCUACUCAGCGUGCUAACCAGCUUUAAGCGAACGUAUCACAUGAGGGGUUGGCUUUUACUAGGACUAGCAGUUACAUUCUUCGUUGAAAUCAGCUCCAGAAUGUAUUGGUACGGGUUAGAUCUAGAUAAACAAGUGACGAUGGGUAAAAAUUCUUUUUCUUUCUGA
This is a messenger RNA of Papaver somniferum (opium poppy), 1488 nucleotides long. RefSeq names its product protein GAMETE EXPRESSED 1-like. The transcript has 5 exons. NCBI's taxonomy places the organism in Eukaryota, Viridiplantae, Streptophyta, Magnoliopsida, Ranunculales, Papaveraceae. The coding region runs from base 1 to 1488 and encodes 495 amino acids. The record is from RefSeq and is a predicted model, not a curated record.